Molecule: messenger RNA, 4348 nt
Organism: Aplosporella prunicola CBS 121167
Lineage: Eukaryota; Fungi; Ascomycota; Dothideomycetes; Botryosphaeriales; Aplosporellaceae
Exons: 7
Coding region: 477-4142 (1221 amino acids)
Biological process (GO): siRNA processing
Cellular component (GO): nuclear RNA-directed RNA polymerase complex
Molecular function (GO): RNA-directed RNA polymerase activity
Source: RefSeq, a predicted model, not a curated record
CUCAGCGGUAUUCAAAGAGUUGUGAAGAUGUGCGAGUUUAGGAUGCUGCGAGGGCGGCUGGGUCGUGCGGUCGCCGCACUCGGCGCUAGGGCGGGCAAACGGGCAUGUUUUCACACCCACCGCCUUCAUCCUCACGCGUUUGCCUGUCGCGAGUGCAGAUGAACUUGAGGAACUUUGUUUGCUUUUACUAACAUACCGAUCGUUCCUUCCACAUCCGCACCCUUGUUUGCCAGUGGCGGCAUUACACACGGGCGCAGGGCUCGAUAAAAUCCUCAGGCGACGUCGUUGCCUAGGCUUCUCUACCGCUGAUACGCCAACGUGACAUGGGCCUUCCGUCGCCUUUCACGCUCUCAUUUGUUCCUUUGCGGUGCAUAUGAGCCGUCUGUCACACGCCUCAGUCGCAACUGCAACCCCACUCACCCGAGAUCUAUUUCGUUCUCCACGUCACUCUAGAAAGCACCACCAUCACCGCAAUCAUGGACAUCUUUGUUCGCGGAAUGCCAAUCUCAACCACAGAGAAGUCUCUCACCGAUUUCUUCAAAUCCGUGCUUGAGCAACUGCACGUCUUCGCGUUCAACUGCAAAAAAAUCAAGAACAAAGCGGCGGCCAUUCUCACCAUCGCUGACCAUGGCAAGGCGGAGCUCUUCUUGAAGACUUACGGACUCGCUAGCGAUCCUCAACGUCGGAACAAGACGACCGUACCCCUCAUUUUCAUCAACAAACCUCUGACGUGCGUCCCCAGCCAGCAUAAGCCGGACGAUGUCGUCUUGAAAGCUCUCAUAUACGAGGAGAGCCAGCGACUUCAGAAAAUCGCACUAAGAGUGAAGGUCGAAGCUGCACAGCCCGUUCAUACUACUCAAAGCCACCCACUAUCGACAGGGAAGAAGGUCCAAAAGUCCUUCGAUUUUAGUAGUAUAUCGUGCGGUGUCUGGGAUUACAACGGAUCCCAAGCAGCUUUUGCACCCCACUACCAUGACUCCAGAUGCGGCACUGCCAUGUUUGGCAAGCACGCCUUGGCGCUGAUCCUGCGGGCCGAUGGAUGGGUCUCUCACACCUGUCGAAUUGACAUUCCAUAUUGGAGCAUAGAUACCAUUGUCACUGGCGGGCAACUACAACCGACGGCAACGUUCACUUUAAGAUUCGCGCCAAAGGUCUACAAAAUGGAAGAAGGUCUGGAAGGGCUAAUGGCUGGCCUUGGUAUCAACUCUUCUACCAACAAACGCCACCAGAAGAACACUCGCUCACGGGUUUGUGCCAUCAACGAAGCGCACGAAGUGGUGAUUGGUAGCUGCUGGGUUUACCAAGUGUCACUCACAAAUCCCCUGGAAAUAGUAUCGCUCUACCAUCUCUUGAAUCGCAACCCCGGCAUGCCGUCGGCCGUUACUUGCCACAUAGCCUGUAGCCAAGUGCAUCCGACGUUCAAGUCCGACUUUGAAAGAUUGAAGGAGCUGCUCUUUGCUGGCCGUCAGUUUGGAAAUCUGCCAUUCCCCAUAAAAUUUCAGGUUGAGCGACUAGCUAGAAAUGCCUUCUUGGCUCCUGCCAAGAUUGUCUCGUUGUUGCCAAAGAUCAAAUAUCUCCGGCGGCACAAAGGAGUUAUCCCUACUACGAUGGCUAUCCGCACUCUUUCCAGGCAAAUUCAAUAUCCCGGACCACACGUAGAUCCAAAGGAGUUUGAAAUCAACUAUCUUGCGAAAGCUCUGGAACAAAACGCGGAAGAUUUCAGACUCGAAGGCUCCAUUUAUGAUGUCAAUACACGCCAUCAUCAUAUUGCUCUAAUACACAGAGUUGUUGUCACCCCGGCUGGAACCUACUUGGAAGGCCCGGAGCCCGAAGUCAGCAAUCGUGUGCUGCGGAUGUAUCCAAAUCACACCAACCAUUUCCUAAGAGUUCAGUUCACGGAUGAAGAUCUUGACAGCCUCAAGUUCGAAGCAAGAACCAAUAUGUCAGAGGUGUACCACGGCCGCUUUAAGCAAGUGCUUGAUGGCAUGAUCAACAUAGGUGGCCAUGGUUUCCAGUUUCUCGGAUUUUCUCACUCUUCAUUACGGAGUCAAACGUGCUGGUUUAUGGCACCGUUCGUCAGUGAAGGAUCGCUGAUUGCCGCGCAAGAGAUCAUCAAAGAACUUGGUGACUUCUCAGAGAUUCGGUCUCCAGCCAAAUGUGCCGCUCGUAUUGGCCAAGCCUUCUCCGACACAGCUAAUUCCGUCAAUAUUGAUCCGUCACAGUUCCAGGCUGCCACAGAUGUCGUCAGAAAUGGACGCACCUUUAGCGACGGUGUUGGUACUAUCUCUCUCAAACUUCUGAGGAAAGUUUGGAAGGUGUACUCUCCUAUCGCCAAGAACCAAAGACCAACCUGUCUCCAGAUUCGAUUUGCUGGCGCAAAGGGCAUGGUAUCUCUGGAUACCCGACUUGCUGGCGAGCAGUUGGUUAUCCGGGAGUCGAUGAUGAAGUUCAAGGGCGGAAAGGCGCUGAACAUCGAAAUCUGCGGCGCGAGCUUCAAGCCUUUGCCGAUGUAUCUGAACCGACAAUUUAUCCUCAUCUUAGAAGAUCUUGGGGUUCCAGCUCAGGUAUUUCUGACUCUACAAGCUCAAGCCAUCGAGCAGCUCCGCCGCAUCACGCUUUCACCGGUCAAUGCUGCCACAUUCUUGGAACAUGCCCAUAUUGGACAGGCUGCCAGGCUACCUCCGCUGAUUCGAAUGCUUGACGAUCUCGGUCUUCCGUUCAAUGAGGACGACUUCUUAGAACACGUCGUGGAAAUUGCAGCACUGGCAUCGCUCCGCGAUCUGAAAUACCGCUCGCGCAUUUUGGUCGAGCACGGGGUGACGCUCUAUGGCAUUAUGGACGAAACCGGAAUCCUUGAAGAAGGCGAAAUCUUCUGCGUCACUGAAAAGCCGGGUGGGGGGAGGCGCAUUCUUCAGGGUCGAGUGAUUGUCACUCGUGCACCAGCCAUGCAUCCGGGAGAUGUCCAAUUUGCGCGCGCCGUCGAUGUUCCUUCAGAUUCGCCGCUCAACUCGCUCAGCAACUGCGUGGUCUUCAGUCAAAAGGGACAACGCGAUUUGCCAUCACAGCUUAGUGGAGGUGACCUCGAUGGCGAUUUGUACAACGUGAUCUUCGACAAGAGACUGAUGCCGAAGGUGACGUAUACUGCGGCAGACUAUCCCAGAGUUGCACCCUUGGAUAUUGGUAGAGAAGUGAACAAACAGGACAUGACGAAUUUCUUCGUUAAGUUCAUGGAGACGGACCAACUAGGAAGGAUCUCAAUGAUCCACAUGCAACUGGCUGACCGAAAGCCUGGUGGUACACGGGACCCCGACUGCAUCACACUCGCUGAGAUGGCAAGUGUCGCGGUCGACUUUUCAAAAACUGGUAUUCCAGUCGACAUGUUAAAAUGUCCCAAAUACGACAUGAUACGACCGGACUUCAUGGCUUCCGGACCUCGUGUUAUCGUCGAGAAGAAAGGGGCCGUAUUCGAGGAAGAAGAGGAUGACGACGAGGAUGAUGCGAUACAGGUGCUGGAUCCAGACUUCAAGACGUAUAGGUAUUACGAGUCCGAGCGCGCUCUUGGUCAGCUGUACCGCGCCAUCGACGAGAAAAAGUUCUUUGAAGAGAUGCAAGCCAGAUCGAAGGGACGGGUUGAGCUUCAUGGCGACAAGUACGACCUCAUGAGCGAAGUGUGGAGCUACGUCGUUCAAGAAACACAGCUCAUUCAGUGGGAAAGCUACAGUGACUUAGCACGAGAAAUCCGCGAGACAUACGAGAGCAACCUCCUCGACGUGAUGAGCGAUUACAGCACGCACCCGCAAUACCCGCUCAGCGAGCUCGAAGUCUUCGGAGGCAACAUCAUCGGCAAAUCGAUGGGCGGAAUGAACAAGCGGGUGCGUGAGAUCACGACGGCGAUGAAUGAGCGCUUCGAGCGCGAUGUCGCCUUCACGGUGGAGCGCAUCACGCAGGGCGACGACGGCGAUCGGGACGAGGCGCUCGCACGCUCGAUCGCGUGUCUGGCCGUAGCGGUGCUGGGCCCUAAGCGCGUCGUCAAUCGCCGCGUGGGCGAGCUGCGCAGCUGGAAGUACGUUGCUGCUGCGGUGUGUCUGCGCGAGAUUGAGCUGUUCAAGAUGCGCUUUGAUCCGCUGAACCGGACGGCGUAGAGUGAGGGUAUGUGGAUGACGAAGGAGUCCGGAUGGGAGAGGCCUGAGAUUGCUACAUGAGGGGAAGUUUGCUUUUUAUCUUGCUUUAGGGGAGUAUAGGAGUAGCAUGGCUGGAAAAAUCAUGGCGUGACAGAGGGAGGAGUGUGCAGGGCAAGGAUUUAAGCUGGCAUGGAUGGCCUUGCUCCAUGAGCUUAGCUUAGGCGUGA